Messenger RNA from Schizophyllum commune H4-8, 640 nucleotides. RefSeq lists its product as uncharacterized. The transcript has a single exon. NCBI's taxonomy places the organism in Eukaryota, Fungi, Basidiomycota, Agaricomycetes, Agaricales, Schizophyllaceae. The record is from RefSeq and is a predicted model, not a curated record. Bases 371 to 640 code for a protein of 89 amino acids.
CUGUUUGUACUCGUGGGCCUGCUGCUGGGCCUCGCGACACGAAUCCUGUAGUUGAAGGACGACCUGCUCGAGGGAAGUGACUGGCGAGGUAAUUGAGUACAUAAUGAGAGGCGAAGAGGGCGCGGGCCGGAGGCGACGUUACCUGUUUCCUCGAGAGUAGCGAUGUAAUUAGCGCGCCGCUGUCUGAAUGCGGCCUGAGCGUCCGCAUUUUUCUUCUUUCGGAGGGCGAUGUCAGCCUUGCGCGCGUCGUCGUCGUUCUGGGCGGGCUUCGCCUGAGCCUGGGCGUUCGGGGGCAUGGUAGGUGGCGGGGGCGGGCGAUGGCGGAGAGCAAGGGCGUUCUGCGGGAAGUUUGAUUUAUAGAUUGGGCUGAAUGGAGAAGGGGCCGGGCACCCAUUUUGGAAGCUGCCCACGACCAGCCCUGCCUCGCCGCAAGCCGCCUCCCGCCGCCACGCCUCCUGCCCCGGAUGGCUCACAUCUCCGCUCUAUCAUAGCACGCCAGCCGCCCGCGUGCGCCCCUCCACACAGACAAGGUUUGCCCCCAAUUUCCAACCCGCACAAACCUCCCCGCAAGUCCACAACCGUCCUGCCACUUUCGGACGUCCCAAACCAGCCAAAAGGUCCGCGGACCCAAAUUGCAUGA